AUGAACCUCCCUUCAUCGUCCUACUCAACACCCGGUCGCUUAAGUCGCGCUCUGAGCCCGCCGGCGUCGAUUUCGAGUUAUAGUACACCAACUAUCACACCCCUUGGCGCGCAGCAAAAGCUCAAUGUAGUCAACAGAGUGGCCAUAGAGGGAAAAGCGAAACAGAAUGAAGACAGUGUUUUCAUCAGGAUGUAUCUUAAGAUGUCUUUACCUCUAGAUUCUGUCUCCCCCGGAUCGACCGUACAACUGUUUCCAGAGGAAAACGUCAAGAUUCUCUCCUCUCAGGUCCAUCCACUUGACAGUAAUUUCGUCCCCUACAACUUUGAUUCGACCGUUUCACCCCUGCUCCAUCGUGCUGCUCGUGCCUUGAAAUUGCCGGAACGUUCGAAACAGACUUUUCAGUCUACUUUUAACUUGGCCUCGGCGGAAUCUUCGACUGUGGUUGAUGCCACAUUCACAGGUCACAUCCUGGUCAGUAAUUACUACAUAUCCUAUGUGCUUCCAAAGCACUUCCCUUUGGAGGCCGGUUCCGCCGUCUCUCGACGCCGAUCACCCAUAAGUGAACGGAAUCAAGUCCAUUUCAUGGCCGCCAUCGACAUGGUUGUUCCAUAUGUUUCUCGACCACCGCGCGCGCCAUAUCUACUCUCAAUUCCCACUCCACGAUGUCUACAGAACUACAUAAAUCUCCGUAUAUUCCCUCCAAGUACUCCCAACAUCUCUUCCUCAUUUGCGUCACUUUCAUCUACGGACAACGACGAAAGUGGCUCUUGGGAUCUCGCAUCAGAGCCUCAUGUAACCCGUAACACAACUUCUCGCUCUCGCUCCAAUUCGUACAACAAUAACUUUGCAGACGACGAGUCCAGUGAUUCUUCUACUGUAGGAUUCUCGUAUGGUUGUGGCAUUAGUGGAACUUUUCCUAGCGCUGAGAGGAUCCGCGUCCGUUGGGCUAAACCUAUCCGAUCGUUUGACACGGUCGAUUCAAGUGAUGGCCGACGAAGAGUAGGUGUGAAGGACGUCAAAGGAGAAAUGACAUGUGUUAUUCGAGGACAGGCUGGUAAUGGUGUCUUGAUAGAAGUCUCGUACAAAGGCACUUGCAAGGGCGUCUGGUUCCCUGGCGUUGCCACGAUGCUCGGUAUGGAUGUUGGGUUAAUUGCCAAAAACUCUGGUGUUACAUGGGCUGAAGGGUUCCCGAACGAGUGGCAAGUCAAUGGUGGCACUGGAUACACUGGGUUUGAUGUUGGUUCCAAUCAGAAGCUAUCAAGACAUGAUUCCCUCGAGUCCAACGCUGGAAAUCCAGAUAUCAACAUCCUACCAUCCACCCCGAAUGGUGAAAUUAAAUUUCCUCGUGCAUCAGGGCUAGCUUCCAGACAGGAUUCAACCUCCUCGACCUCCUCUUCGACCUCCUCUCUACUUCGUGCGCCCCUUCCUACUCAGAACGUAGCCGACUAUUCCUUCGAGGGAUCACCCACCGCGUCUGGAAUAUUGUCCUCAAAUGGCACUGAAUCCCUGUCUUCCCUCCCUGCCUCCGUAUCCAACUUGACUUCCCAGUCCCAAUCCCGUAUUGAUCGAGGCCCUGAACAUCCAGUCACGCUACAUCUCAAUAUGAACGAACUUCUUCCCGCCUCUCGAAACAAUUUUAUCUUCAGUAUAUCUGGAACUGUAGUGGUUACGCCACGUCCACCACAUCCCCGACUCAAUGGCAACUCUACUGUUCAUUCUGGGUCAGAGGGCGAAGGUGAUUCCGACGAUUUGCGGUCUGUCAUACUUCCAAAGUUUACAGUACAUGCUGCCGAUUCGGAGAGCUUCUCCUUCAUUGUAAAAAAUGACUCGCCCGACGGAGAAAUUGUCGAAGUGUACAAUGACUCUAUGUCGUCCUCUUCGAUCAAAGGACGACCCACCCAGCUAAAUAAGGGUGCUAUAAGCAAGUCCAGCAGCGACAACGGAUUACGAAUCGCUCUGAAACGCAUACCAUUCCCAGUUGCUGCCAAUGGUACACCUGUCAACAAGCAACGGACAGAUGAAACCACACUACGACCUCUUGCCCGACCUCUUACUCCAAGCGGUAGCAUAGGAAGUAGAAGUUCUAGUCCAAUCAAUGGGCAAAUCAACAAUCGCGUUCCUCGUACAUCACUCAGUUCUUUGGGCAAGCUCCCCUCUGGUACGACGGUGAUUGCAAGACCAGUUCGAGAUGGACCGUUGAUGAUUCCAUGGGUCAACGCGACUGUGACUCCAUUGCUUCCCUCGACAUCAGAAGGCCUUCCUGAAUCAUACGCCGUCCGGCUAUCCCUUCCAGCACCUGCAGACAUGGUCUCUGAAUGGCUAGAAUUCGGAUUAGCCAAACCUGGAAUUUCAGCCGGCUCAAAAGACGCAGAUCGUCGACCGCCCAGGAUCGAUUUGGUCAAUGUGAGUGUUGAGGGAGUUCCCGUGCGGUUCGACACGACCGCUGCCACUGCGCCUACCGCGAGUCAAGAAUUAGACGUGGUUGAUUUGGGUGGAGUCAAAUUUGGUGAGAUGAGCAGUAAGGAGUGGAUAAGUUGGAUCCGGGUGCGCGUUGGUGGUGCGGGAGGGAGUAUGGUCGUGGUGGAUUAUGUCGUUAGAACGGAGGAUGAUGCUAAAGGCAAAGCCGGGGGUAAGGGAAAGAAGAAGGCACGCGAUGAAGUACCGAUGGAUAUCUAUCUUCCUUCGUUUUCCCUUCCAGUGGGCAGGUUGGAGGUUGUUGUCGAAGAUGCCCCGGGCCUGAAGUUGUCUUCGAUGCGAACCAAUUUACAUCAUUCGUCCUCACCUACGACAAAACGGAGAUUGCUUCAUUAUUCUACAGAGGAAUUCUUCUAUCCGCACCUCUCUUUCUUAGUACGCCUAAACCCGUCUAAAGGAUCCUCGCCAUUUUCAGCCUAUCUACCCCUACUCUAUACCAUCGUAGUCUCGGUCGGCUUACUAUUCGUCUUCCAAAUACGUUGGCAAGUUUAUUCUCUUGGAAAAUCGCUCGAGGGAUAUCCAUUGAUUGUUGAAUCUGGUUGGAAUGAAAUCCCACAAACGGUCACAGUGACUACUACGCUGUAUUCCUAUGAAGACAUGAAGUCGUCGAGUAAGGGCCCAACUUCGAUUGUUUCCGAGACGAAACCUGCUUUUUCCAUGCCUACCGCGAAUUCGGGAAUCCUCCCAUCAAACGCCGUUUCCGCCACUUCAACGCUCUCACUUGCACCGCCGAACAUCCCCGCGAGGUCGAAAGCCUCAUCAUCGACCUCCUCACAAUCCUCAUCGCCUCAUCCUUCUUCUAUUACUGCCUCGAAAGAAACAUAUGCUCUCAUAACCAUGCAAUCUCUGUGGGAGUUCCAGUGGCAAGAUUUAAAACCUCUCGUUGAGUCUACAGCACAAUCGUUGAAGCGAACGUUAGGCCCAGUAUGGAAGAUUCUGGAGCUGGUUUGGUGGGGACCUGAUUAA
Molecule: messenger RNA, 3441 nt
Organism: Lentinula edodes (shiitake mushroom)
Lineage: Eukaryota; Fungi; Basidiomycota; Agaricomycetes; Agaricales; Omphalotaceae
Exons: 4
Coding region: 1-3441 (1146 amino acids)
Source: RefSeq, a predicted model, not a curated record